Molecule: messenger RNA, 3410 nt
Organism: Caenorhabditis sp. 36 PRJEB53466
Lineage: Eukaryota; Metazoa; Nematoda; Chromadorea; Rhabditida; Rhabditidae
Source: the annotation of a GenBank genome assembly
AUGCGAUUCCUGAUCCUUCUUACCUUAUUCUCUACUGUCAUUUCCGCUCCCCAACUUUUGAGCGAAGAAGAGUUUCCAUUCAGCACAGAUGUGAGUUGAAAGGCUAAAAAACUAAGCGACAUCGAACGGUUUUUUGUUCAGAACUUUCCGACAUUUCUGGACGAAGCAAAUUCUAGUUCCGCCGAAGAAAAAGAUGAACUUGCUCUGAGCUGUAUUUUUUUCGAAUAAGAAUGUUUAGUUUUAUCUGUUGCUGUUUCAGAUGCCGAUCAAGCGGAGACGUUGAAGAAAAGGCUGAAAAUGAAAAGUAUGUUCAAUGCGAACGGUCCGCCAGCAAUUGGGUCGAAUCUAUUCUCCAAUGCCGCUGUUGAGGAGAACACAAAAAGUAAGGAAUUCAUGUUGACGCUUCAUUCUGAAAUCAGUCUUUUCAGAACUUUCAUAUGAAGGCUCGGGAGCUGCAAUUGAAGAGAACUCUGAAAAAUCAGCGGAAGUUUUGACGACUUCUUCUACUUCCGCCGGAACUACGAUCGAUUAUUUCUCUUCUGCCAAUAACUCGUCAAUGGAGGAUUCAUUUGUGGAGGCAUCAUCCAACUCAAGCAUUUUGUAUGAUCAGAACACAAGUGACGCUGAAGUGGAAACGAUUUCCGACACGGUCUAUCAAAAAAACCAAGCUGCUGCAGUUCUCCAAGCCUCUGAGGAUGAUGAUGACAACAAAGUCGAUGAGGAAAAUGCUGUGGAAGUAUCAAAUGUGAAGACAGUUUUGGAUAUUGGAGAUAAUGAUGCGAAUGAAACUAGUAAGCGUUGAAUUGCCUGAAAAGCAUCGAAGUUCUUUGUUUCAGCUUCAAAAAUUUCGUGCCCGUCACCUCCAAUGUGCGGGAAAAACUGUUUUGUGACUAUCAACGAGAAAGGCUGCCAAGAUUGUCAAUGUUUGUGGAUUGCAGCAGGUAUCAAAAAAGCAUAAACGUUUCUCUAAUGUUUGAUUUCAGAUUGCGACACCGACAAAGAUUGUUACGAGAAAAACCAAUAUUGCGACCUGGGUAAAUGCAAUUGUCAGCCUGGAUAUCAACAGAAUAUGAGAAAGUCUGGAGUGUGUGAAGUGGAUCCAUUUGUCAAAAAGAGCACUGAAUACGGACCUCCAGAAACAGAGAGUAAUGAUUUGGAAGAGAACGCAAAUGUAAGACUCCUGAAACUGCAACGGCAUAAAUAACUUGAGAGUAAUCUUCAGAAUCUGCAAGAAUUAAGACGGAAUAAGAGAAACUCAAAACCGAGAAGGUCGGAACGACUCGAGUGGCCAGGUAGAUUGCGGCUGUGGUGACGGAUAUCUACGCACGUAUUCUGUUGUACAUUGUGACGAAUGAACAUCUAUGCAUGGUACCUUCUUGGUUGUUCUUUUCUCCGGUGAAAGUAUUGUUUUAUUGAAUGACUCGCAUGAAAUAUAUUAUUAUCGAAUCAAUGCACGCAAACUCACAGACUUUGUCAACAGAAUAGGCAUUUGAGGUGUUUGUGAUAAGAAUGAACAGUGUCCGGAGAAUCUAGUCUGUAUUCACGGAGACUGUUGGAGUAUUCCAGAGAGGAAAAACUCAAAACCGACAGAAAUUAUAAUAUCCAGAAAUACAGGUAAAAAUUAACAAAUAGAACGGACGUCUUCCAAAUAACAUUGUCUUUAAGAAGAUGAAAACACGAAAAAAAUAUCGUUUGAUACGGAUGAGAUCAGAACUUCGAGGCCGAAUGAAGAGAUAGUCCCGAGCAUCACAGUGGUACCGGAUAUCAUCCCAACGGAUAUCCCCAGACGGUUUUUCAAUACUGAAUUUCGAAUAUAAAUUUCUUUUUAUCUUUUAGAGGAAUCUCCCGUUUUGUUUCUGUUGAUUUUGCAAAGCAACUUCAGAGAACCACUGCAAAGGUGAAGAAAUAUGAUUGGUUCCCUCCCACAACUACAAUUGCAACAGUGACGUCACCGUUCACAAGCACAACAGACCGUAAGGAGUAAGAAGGAAAACAAAGCGAAAAUUGGAAAAUUCAGAUGUGCCUCCAAUCACUGUCGAUCAGUUUUUCAUGAUUGAAACGACAGUCGCUCCACCGCCGACUCCAUCACCAACAACUGAGAAAAAAGUUUUCAAUGAUCACAAAAUGGAGUACAUGAAAGAAAGGUAUUACCAAUGACUGUGAUGCUCUAAUUCUCAAACUUUGAUACUUCAGGAAGCCCAAUUUUCUCGGAGUGAAAGAGGAAGUGCAUGACAUGGAUUACCCAAUCUCUUUGCAAUCGCACAUUAAGAAAAUUCAUCUAGAAAUGGUAAGAUUUUCAGUUAGUAAUCUCUUCUGAACUGAUUUGUUGUCAGCCUCCUUCUCUUCUUCCUCUUCGAUCGAACCAUAAAAGACUGAGAACUACAACGUCGAUCCCCGACGAUGCGUCUGAAAUUGAAGAUUUGAGGUUUUAGAAUAUCAAUUUCAGCUAAUCUUUUUGUUUUCAGUGGAGUAGACGAGAUAGAGUUUCCGAUCUCGUCAAAAAUCAAAAAUGGCUUCAUGAAACCACGAGCGCUAAGCGCCGAGCCUACAAGAGAAGAGCUGAAAGACCAUAAAAGUUUGAUUGAACUGUUCAACUCUCACGCACUCAAAAACGAGGAAGAAACUAAUACUGUCAAGCCAAGUUUCCAAAUUCUCCAAAGCUUCAACAAUCCCGAACCACUUCCAGAUAUUCAAGUUUCGCUUGCAACAGAAGGUGAAAUUGCUCAAAAUUCGCCCAAAAUCUCGUGGUUUGCAGAUCCAACAACCAAAUUCUCUCCCAUUCCCGAUUUGCACUUGGAAGAGACGCGUACUUACGCACCAAAGCCGUACAUAAUCCAAAAACGUAAUUUUGAAAGAAUCGCGCCAUUAAGCAAUAUCAGCGGUGAUAUGGCGUCGGACGAUCCUCCCGAAACGACUCCAGAGUCAGCACCGUUUAGACAACAUCGGAUGGGAGUGUGGUAUCCGAUGAAGAAAGGAGACAUACCACAUCUGGGAAUAUUCAGCGGAGAGUUCAGGUGAACUACUAGUUACAGACCUCUCGAAACACUUUAGUUCAGAAGGUCACCACGGAAGAAAAUCAAAACUCCAGACGAUCUAAGACUCUAUAAUGAGUACACGAAAGCGAACAGACAGAACAGGCCAAUAAGGAUCGAAAUGGAUAACGCAGCCGGUAUCCUUUGUUUUUUGAUUUCAUUUUUCUUAAAGUUUCGGUUGCAGAUUACGUUCGAAAUGAAUGCCAAGAGGAUAAAAAUUGCGGGAGCAGGACCGUUUGCUGCUCUAAGAAAUGGUGCGAUCGAACGAACAAUUGUGGAGUCGGAAAGUUCUGUCUUCCGAGUUGUGACUCCACAAAACUCACGUUCCUUCCGUUUUCCAACCAUGCCGAAAGCGUUAUUGAUAUCAUGUACGAUUAG